Molecule: messenger RNA, 4049 nt
Organism: Prionailurus viverrinus (fishing cat)
Lineage: Eukaryota; Metazoa; Chordata; Mammalia; Carnivora; Felidae
Gene: SEMA5A
Product: semaphorin 5A
Exons: 23
Coding region: 629-3850 (1073 amino acids)
Biological process (GO): neural crest cell migration; axon extension; semaphorin-plexin signaling pathway
Molecular function (GO): semaphorin receptor binding; chemorepellent activity
Source: RefSeq, a predicted model, not a curated record
GCGGCGCCGGCGGCGGCUGCUCUCGCUGAGCCCGCUCCCGCGCAGCGUCCUCCCGCCGCGGGUGGGCUCCGCAGCCCCCUGCCGGCCGCGGCCCUCGCCUGGCGGCGGCUCCCACCCUCCGCAGGCGCGGCCCGGCCCGUGUGGCCCUUCCCGGGGGGCUCCCCUCUCCGACCCGUGGCUGCCUGGCAGAGCUGGCUCCGGCACCCAACUUUGCCUUUCCCGGUCCGUCGCCCCCGCUGAGCACGAACCUGCUCACCCCCGGCCCGGCUGCGCGCCCGGGAACCGUGCGCCCGGCGCUCAAACCGACGCCCCCAGCCCGGAGCGCAGCGAGCGGCGGGUGGGUUUGGGCAAGUGGUAACGGGGCUGAGGCGGCCGCUGCCUCGACUUCCCUCGCCGGGCACCGAAGAGGACCCUCAGAGCUGCUCGGGGCCCCAGGCGCCGGAUGACUGGCAGGAGGAACGCGCCUCGCACCUGUGCUGGUGUGUGAGUGCAGGUGCUGUGGAUCCCUAGUGUGAUACAUGAUCGAGGAAACGCUCCCCCCCUUCCCUCCUUGGCACUUCCCCCACAUGACAGGAGGACGAACUUCUGGUUAGGAGACAACUACCUGGAGCCCACGCCUCUGCCUACCAUGAAGGGGACCUGUGUCAUUGCAUGGCUGUUCUCAAGCCUGGGGUGGUGGAGACUCGCCCAGCCAGAAACGGACGCAUCUCAGUGCCAGAGAGUGGAACACCCGGUCAUUUCCUAUAAAGAAAUUGGCCCCUGGUUACGGGAGUUCAGAGCGAAGAAUGCUGUGGAUUUCUCGCAGUUAACAUUUGACCCAGGACAGAAAGAACUUGUUGUAGGAGCAAGAAACUACCUCUUCAGGUUACAGCUUGAGGAUUUGUCUCUGAUCCAGGCUGUGGAGUGGGGCUGUGACGAAGUCACCAAGAAGGCCUGUUACAGUAAGGGCAAAUCAAAGGAGGAAUGUCAGAACUACAUCCGCGUGCUUUUGGUGGGUGGUGACCGGUUAUUUACCUGUGGGACCAAUGCUUUCACGCCUGUCUGCACCAACCGCUCGUUGAGCAACCUGACCGAGAUCCAUGAUCAGAUCAGUGGUAUGGCCCGCUGUCCCUACAGUCCCCAGCACAAUUCCACGGCUCUUCUCACGGCCGGUGGGGAGCUGUACGCUGCAACAGCCAUGGAUUUUCCUGGACGAGAUCCUGCCAUUUACCGAAGUCUGGGCAUCUUACCUCCUCUCCGCACGGCACAGUACAACUCCAAAUGGCUUAAUGAACCAAACUUCGUGUCAUCUUACGACAUCGGAAAUUUCACCUACUUCUUUUUCCGAGAAAACGCCGUGGAGCACGACUGUGGGAAAACCGUGUUCUCCAGAGCUGCCCGGGUCUGCAAGAAUGACAUCGGGGGGCGGUUCCUACUGGAGGACACCUGGACCACGUUCAUGAAGGCUCGCCUGAACUGCUCCCGGCCCGGGGAGGUCCCCUUUUACUACAACGAGCUGCAGAGCACUUUCUUCCUGCCCGAGCUGGAUCUGAUCUAUGGCAUCUUUACCACCAACGUGAACAGCAUCGCUGCCUCGGCCGUGUGUGUCUUCAACCUGAGUGCCGUCUCCCAGGCCUUCAACGGGCCCUUCAAGUACCAGGAGAACUCGCGCUCCGCCUGGCUGCCGUAUCCCAACCCCAACCCCAACUUCCAGUGUGGCACGGUGGACCAGGGCCUGUACAUGAACCUGACUGAAAGGAAUCUGCAGGAUGCUCAGAAGUUCAUCCUGAUGCAUGAGGUGGUCCAGCCUGUGACCUCGGUGCCCUCUUUCAUGGAGGACAACAGCCGUUUUUCCCACUUGGCUGUCGACGUGGUGCAGGGCAGGGACAUGCUCGUCCACAUCAUCUAUCUGGCCACAGAUUACGGCACCAUAAAGAAAGUGCGGGCGCCCCUGGCCCCGGCUGCCGGCAGCUGCCUGCUGGAGGAGAUCGAGCUCUUCCCCGAGCGGCGGGGGGAGCCCAUCAGGAGCCUGCAGCUCCUCCACAGCCGCAGCGCCCUGUUCGUGGGCCUGCAGGAGCACGUGGCCAAGAUCCCGCUGAAGAGGUGCCAGUUCCACCGAACCCGCAGUGCCUGCAUUGGGGCCCAGGACCCUUACUGUGGCUGGGACAUGGUGAUGAAGAAAUGCACGAGCCUGGAGGAGAGCCUAAGCAUGACACAAUGGGAGCAGAGCACCUCCACCUGUCCCACGAGGAAUCUCACCGUGGACGGGCACUUCGGCGCGUGGUCUCCGUGGACGCCCUGCACGCACACCGAUGGCAGCGCCGUGGGAUCCUGUCUGUGUCGCACCCGCUCCUGCGACAGCCCGGCCCCCCAGUGUGGAGGCUGGGAGUGCGAGGGCCCCCGCAUGGAGAUCGCCAACUGCUCCAGGAACGGAGGCUGGACCCCCUGGACCUCGUGGUCUCCCUGCAGCACCACCUGUGGGAUCGGCUUCCAGGUGCGCCAGCGAUCCUGCAGCAACCCCACCCCCCGGCACGGGGGCCGGGUGUGCGUGGGACAGAACCGCGAGGAGAGAUACUGCAAUGAGCAUCUGCUGUGCCCCCCACACAUGUUCUGGACAGGCUGGGGUCCUUGGGAACGGUGCACAGCCCAGUGCGGGGGCGGCAUUCAAGCUCGCCGCAGGACCUGCGAGAACGGACCUGACUGCGCUGGCUGCAAUGUGGAGUACCAGCCUUGCAAUAUCAACCCGUGCCCCGAGCUGAAGAAGACCACACCCUGGACGCCCUGGACGCCCGUCAACAUCUCGGACAACGGGGGCCACUAUGAGCAGCGAUUUCGCUACACAUGCAAAGCCCGCCUGCCUGAUCCAAAUCUGCUGGAAGUGGGAAGACAGAGAAUCGAGAUGCGAUACUGUUCUAGUGACGGAACCAGCGGCUGCUCUACAGACGGCCUUUCUGGCGAUUUCCUGCGUGCCGGGAGAUACUCCGCCCACACCGUCAACGGGGCGUGGUCGGCCUGGACGUCGUGGUCACAGUGCAGCCGCGACUGCAGCAGGGGCAUCCGGAACCGGAAGCGGGUUUGCAACAACCCCGAGCCCAAGUAUGGGGGCUUGCCUUGCCUGGGCCCCUCCCUGGAAUACCAGGAAUGCAACAUUCUGCCCUGCCCAGUGGAUGGCGUGUGGUCUUGCUGGUCUCCCUGGUCAAAAUGCUCGGCGACCUGUGGCGGUGGACACUACAUGAGGACCCGCUCGUGCACAAACCCGGCCCCAGCCUACGGAGGAGACAUCUGCCUGGGGCUACAUACGGAGGAAGCUCUCUGCAACACGCAGCCCUGCCCCGAGAGCUGGUCGGAGUGGUCAGACUGGUCUGAGUGUGACGUGUCUGGAGUCCAGAUCCGUGCCCGCCAGUGCAUCCUUCUGUUCCCUGUGGGCAGCCAGUGUUCUGGAAACACCACGGAGAGCCGGCCGUGUGUGUUUGAUUCCAAUUUCAUCCCAGAAGUAUCUGUGGCGAGAUCCAGUAGUGUAGAAGAGAAAAGGUGUGGGGAGUUCAACAUGUUCCACAUGAUUGCCGUGGGGCUGAGCAGCUCCAUCUUGGGCUGCCUCCUUACGCUACUUGUCUACACCUACUGCCAGCGGUACCAGCAGCAGUCCCACGACGCCACCGUCAUCCACCCUGUUGCUCCCGCCCCUCUCAACACCAGCAUAACUAACCAUAUUAACAAACUGGACAAGUACGACUCAGUGGAAGCCAUCAAGGCAUUUAACAAAAACAACUUGAUCCUAGAGGAAAGAAACAAAUACUUCAACCCGCAUCUCACUGGGAAAACCUAUUCUAAUGCCUACUUUACAGAUCUCAACAAUUACGACGAGUACUAAUAGUUGUUAUAUUUUUGGCUUCUUGUAAUUCCCCAGUUCCUCAAGGCCUGUGCUCCAUGACUGCCCAUGUUUCCAAGACUUCAGCAUUGAAGUUUGGAUACAUUUCAAGUGCAUUUCAAGCCAUGAGUUUCCCAUUGCUACCAAAAACAGACAUCCUUAAAAGCAACACAGAUCUAAAUAUGAUGUCGUGAAAAUCUGG